CCAGCCACUCUCUUCUGUCCCCUUCACCCGUCAGCGCAGCGGCAGAGACCUGCCGGAGCAGCCUGCGGCCGAUAACCCUGGCUACCGAGAAGCCACCUGAAUCCUGACCCUGGGGAGUGAAAAACCAUGGGGAGUGGAAUGAGCAAGGUUGUCAAAGGCCUCUACCUUGGGAAUAUCCGCGACUCUGAGGACCGGGAAAACCUGUUGCGAAACGGGGUGACCCACAUCCUCUCCGUCCACAGCAGUGCCAAGCCGGUGCUGGAGGACAUGACCUAUCUCUGCAUCUCGGCCUCGGAUUCAUCCAGCCAAAACCUGCUGCAGCAUUUUAAGGAGUGCAUCAAGUUCAUCCACGAGUGCCGGCUCGGUGGGGGAGGCUGCCUCGUCCACUGCCUGGCUGGGGUCUCCCGCAGCACCACCAUCCUGGUGGCUUACCUCAUGACGGUGACCGAGCUCGGUUGGGAAGGCUGCCUGGCUGCCACCAAGGCCGUGAGGUCCUACGUCAGCCCCAACUUUGGCUUCCAGCAGCAGCUGCAAGAGUACGAGGUGACCUUGCUGCAGGAGUACCGUGCCUGGAUCCGCCGCGACUAUGGCAAGAACCUGUUCAAGGACCAGGAGGAGCUGCAGAGCUUGCUGGCCCAGCAGGAGCAGAGGCAGAAGGAGCAGCAGCUGGGAAGCAGGGAUUGCUCCUGGCUCCGCUCUCCAGCUCCCACCUACCCGCUCCCCUACCACGCAGGUGGCACCAGCAGAAGCAGAUGGAUGAACAGAUAAGCAGCCGGCUGCUUGCAGGCAGACGAUGGCCCUGGGCCUUGGAAAACUCAGUCUUCUCUUUGCCAAGCGCCCGCGGGGGUUCAUGUCUAGGGCAGCACGCAGCCAGCGCCGGCCUCAGCCGUGGGCUCAAGGCUUGGAAGGGGGGGGACUUGCAGACCUUCCCUUUGGCUACUGGCUCCGUGUAUACACCUGGGCAAGUCAGUUAAUUGAUGACAGUGUCUUGCUCUGUCCCGUUCUCCCAUUUCCCAGUGGGUUGCAGCCGCUUUUCCACCACUCGGAGCAACAGCAUCCCUCCCUCCAGCAGCACGGUACCCAGGCGCUGCUCUGGCAGGGCACGGGGAUGCCAGCACAGACCUUGGAAAGCCAGAGCAGGAUGAAAUGGGAGAGGCCAGCUUCUCUUCUGCUUUGCAGUGCAGCUGGGGGCCGAUGCAGCCUGUGAGGCUGUCCCGAGGAGGGAGGGAUGGGUCCUGGGAUGUGGGUGUGCUGCCGAGCCCGGCUGUCACCCCGUGGGAUGGGGAGAGGGGCAGGAGGCUCAGCUGCUCCCGGGGCUGCAGAUGCCCCUCGUGUGUGGACUUUCCUGGUCCAGCCUGCCUUUGACAGAUGGCUGUUUGGCAUUUUUCUUAACCCACCCCUCCAGGGAGGGGGGAAAUCCGACGGUGCUAGAGGCUGCCUGUCCCCACCACUUCCAUGCCCAGAGCUGGAGAGGUUUUGGGUUUCCCCUGCCACCAGAUCUGAAUGUCCCCGCUUGCAAAAGAAGCCAAUUGCUCGUUUGGACUCGGUUGACCCACAGACCAAUUUAACGCUGUCCCUCUCCCACAACCUUUUUCAUACCGAAAGACUGUGACCAUGGCCCCUUUUUCACCCCAAACUCAUACAGUCCGUUUCCAAAGCAUGGGCUUCAUCUGCCAGCGCUCCCCACAUCUGCCCUACAAGAGGAGUUCCAACCCAUUGACACAGCCCUUCUACAUUUAAACUUUCAACUCUUCCAUGCCAGCUUAGCCUUUUACUAUAAAUACCUUGUUUCUCAAAAAUAUCUGUUCUGAGAACUAUAAAAGACAUUUAAAAUAUUUCUAGGAAUUCCCUUAAUAAAAAUUUCUGGGUAAUUGGAGUGUGACAGCGCCGGGGGGUGACUUGCCCAACUCCUAAUAAAGAGGAGAGUGAUUAAAA
This is a messenger RNA of Tyto alba (common barn owl), 1935 nucleotides long. RefSeq names its product dual specificity protein phosphatase 22-A-like. Gene Ontology annotation, cellular component: cytosol. The record is from RefSeq and is a predicted model, not a curated record. Gene Ontology annotation, molecular function: protein tyrosine/serine/threonine phosphatase activity. NCBI's taxonomy places the organism in Eukaryota, Metazoa, Chordata, Aves, Strigiformes, Tytonidae. Gene Ontology annotation, biological process: protein dephosphorylation; regulation of cell population proliferation; positive regulation of JNK cascade. Bases 127 to 768 code for a protein of 213 amino acids. The transcript has 8 exons.